CUCUCCCGCCGCAGCCGCUGUCCGGUGGCGCCGCUUCCUCCCAGUUCCAGGCCCGCGCGGCCCCACCCCGGCUCCGACCCCUUCCCCGCGACAUCCAGCCACCUUCUGCCGGCGCGUCCCGCCCUGUCUCCCUGCCCUGUCCCCACCCCAGAGUCCACGCUCCCAAGGGUUUAGCUCUCGCCGCGGCGCGGGCAAUGGCGAUGCGGGGCUGGGAGCGCUGGUAGAUUCUCAUCCCGCGGGGCAGCCUGUUGCCACCUCGCCAUCGCAGGGUAUGGGGAGAAACGGCGAGGUGUGGGAGGAGGCGGGAGUGGGCGGCGGCGUUCGGAGGCGGAAGGGUGGCUUGGAGGCGGCGGGCGCGGGCGCGUCGUCCUCCUUCGCCGAGGGGAUGGGGGAGUUCGUGCUGAGCUCCAUGGACGCCAGGUUUUCCGGAUCGGUGGGCGAAGAUGAGUUGUUCGUCUCGUCGCGGCAGCGAGUAUUUGGGCAUAGCAAAUCGACAGCUGCAAGUUCUGGUAUUUUUAAAGGGCAAGAGCACACUUUUGUACGAUCAUACUCUGAUAGGUUACUGAAGUGUGACCUCACUUUGGAUAUGCUAUCGGAAAAUGAGAAGAUAAAGAUAUUCGAGAAGCUGGUAAAGUUCCAGAAUGAUGGUACCGUGGAGGUAGAUGUGACACGUAGUGCUCUUGUUACCUCAGAACUCUCAGAGAUUGAUGCUUUUGGUUAUAUACCGCAUGAAAUUGAAAAAGUUACACCUGGAAUCACCAAGUCAGUCCCAAAGUUGAAGAUUGCUAUACUUGUAGUUGGAACCCGAGGGGAUGUUCAGCCUUUUAUAGCAUUAGCUAAAAGACUUCAGGAAUUUGGUCAUUAUGUUAGACUGGCAACUCAUGUCAAUUUCCGUACUUUCGUGAAGUCAGCUGGCAUUGAUUUUUACCCAUUGGGUGGUGAUCCUCGGAUUAUGGCUCAGUACAUGACAAAAAACAAAGGGUUUUGCCUGGCUGCACCAACAGAGAUUUACGCUCAAAGAAAGCAACUUAAGGAAAUUAUCUUCUCAGUUCUACCUGCAUGCACAGAACCUGAUUUGGAUACUGGAACACCAUUCAGAGCUCAGGCAAUAAUAGCAAAUCCUCCUGCUUAUGGUCAUCUGCACAUUGCUGAGGCUCUUGGAAUACCUCUGCAUAUCUUCUUCACUUUUCCAUGGACGCCAACCGAUGAAUUUCCACAUCCAUUGGCACGAAUGCCUCAGAGCGCAACCUACAGGCUAUCGUAUCUUAUUCUGGAUUUAAUAAUUUGGUGGGGCACCAGGGGAUUCAUAAAUGAUUUUAGGAAGAAAUUAAAUUUGCCCCCUAUUGCUUACUUCAGCACAUACCACGGAUCUAUAUCUCACUUACCUACUGGAUACAUGUGGAGCCCUCAACUUAUGCCAAAGCCAAAAGACUGGGGCCCUCUAGUAGAUGUUGUGGGAUAUUGCUUCUUAAAUCUUGGAACAAAGUAUCAACCACCACCGGAGCUAUCACAGUGGCUUCAACAGGGGACCAAGCCAAUAUAUAUUGGUUUUGGUAGCAUGCCUCUUGAUGAUGAGAAGAAAGUCACUGCUACCAUUUUGGAUGCAUUAAGAGAAACAGGACAAAGGGGGAUCAUUAGCCGUGGUUGGGGAGCUCUUGGAAGUUUUUCAGAAGUUCCAGUGGAUGUCUUCAUCUUGGAGGAUUGCCCUCACGACUGGCUAUUUCCUCGAUGUGCUGCAGUGGUGCAUCAUGGUGGAGCAGGUACUACAGCCGCAGGGCUGAUAGCUGGGUGUCCUACCACAGUAGUGCCAUUCUUUGGAGACCAGUUCUUCUGGGCUGAGAGAGUUCAUGCACGAGGAGUGGGUCCUGCACCUAUACCUAUAGCAGCACUCACAGUUGAGGCACUUUCCAAUGCAAUAAGAUUCAUGCUUGAUCCUGAGGUAAAAUCACGAGCAAUGGAGCUGGCGAUAGCAAUAGGGAAUGAGGAUGGCGUGGCGGCUGCUGUAGACGCAUUUCACCGACAUCUGCCUUCGGAGUUGCCACUUGCUCCACCUGCACAUGUAGAGGAAGAACGCAUAGACUUCUUCCAAUGGUUUUCCCGAGCCCUAGAAAAGUGUUGUUCUCCAUUCAAUUUUUAGCUGUGAUUCACAUUUUAGGUAGUUAAUAUUUAUUCAUUCAUGGGUUAAAAAAAUAAAACACAAUCUUCAGAAAAUAGUGGAAUAAAUGAUGGUUUACGCUGAGGGUGUUUCCCCCCUUCGAAUCCCAAUAUCCCAUCGUGAAUGCGAUAACAAUAAACAAGAUCGUGGUGUUUAUAGCUUUGCCACCGUAAAUGGUUAGGCAACUGGAGUUGUAUACAUUAUUACAUUCAUAAUUUGUUGUUAGUCCGAAAAUAUUGUACUA
This is a messenger RNA of Panicum virgatum (switchgrass), 2399 nucleotides long. Its product is annotated as sterol 3-beta-glucosyltransferase UGT80B1-like. The coding region runs from base 272 to 2137 and encodes 621 amino acids. Gene Ontology annotation, molecular function: UDP-glycosyltransferase activity; hexosyltransferase activity. The transcript has 14 exons. The record is from RefSeq and is a predicted model, not a curated record. Gene Ontology annotation, biological process: carbohydrate metabolic process. Lineage: Eukaryota; Viridiplantae; Streptophyta; Magnoliopsida; Poales; Poaceae.